AUUCAGUGGUCGUGCGAUGGAUCAAUACCCAACAGAGGAAGAAGAGUUUGAGCUGGUGUACGGCGAUGAUCUCGAAGCCAUGGACGAAAUGGACGAUGGUCCACCAACGGAUAUGGUGAACGGUACGCUUGUGCCAAGUACACCAUCAAAUGGGUCUUCUAGCAGAGGUCCGAGGGCUUCAACUUCCUGCUCCAACUAUCAGACACCGAGUCAGUUAGGAACUAUCGACGAAAGUCCACUUGCUAGUCCGGCACUGUCUAUCAUCACUCGUGGCAGUAGCACCGUCCAUAAACGACUUUUCGAUACACCUGGCCCGUCCCAAACAGCACCGAACGGUGGUCGUAAAUAUGGUCUUGCCGCAUCAACACCCUUUCCAGGAGCAGCCACAAAUGCAAACGCUCUUCAAUCAUUGCAACAAAUGGACGCAAACCCACGCAAACGUCGACUUGAGGCACUGUUCGGUGAUAUUCACGACAUCGAAGAGGAACCGUACGAACAGUACGUGUAUUCUUCCCAGAAAAAGACAAAAACCGAAGAAGAGCAGGACAUGGAGCUGAUUGAACGAAUACUGGAAGCACGGCACCGGUACAAUUCGGUUGCAAACCCGUCUAAACCGUCAAUGCUUUCGCGGGCGGAAGCGUUACAUCGGUUCAAGAUGGAUAACAUUUCACUGGAACCACCAAAGUGGCCAUCAAUGACGGUUAUGAGGGACGAUAAAACGAGCGUUUACGUUCGCUUUCAUUCGGAGGAUUUCGAGAAGAAGCAGAUCGAUGAGAUCAACUGUACGAGGGACGGGUUUCAUGGUUUGUUGGGACCCGAGAAGGAACGGAUCUGGCGUGAAGCGAAUGAGAUAGUUGCUAAACGAUUAACGGAACCGACCAACGCUCUGCCCUCCCAAGAGAUAGAGGAAAUCGUUAUACCAACCGAAAGCAACGUGCUUUGGGUAGAAAAGUAUCGUCCGCGUCGUUAUAUUGAUCUGCUUUCCGAUGAAACCACAAACCGCAGCCUUUUGCAGUGGCUGAAACUCUGGGACAAGGUGGUAUUUAACCGGGAGCCGUUAAAAAAGGCAAAAGACACCAAAACACAGAUGAGCAAUUUCAACAAGAAAACGGGUCGCUUCGAGUCGAACGGUGGCUGGGUGAAGGGAGCCCGUAAAGCACGCGGAGCCACCCUCAACACGGAGCUAGACGAACACGGUUGUCCAGUUCAGAAGGUGGCCUUACUGUGUGGACCUCCGGGGUUGGGAAAAACCACACUUGCUCACACAAUUGCUCGGCACGCAGGGUACGCCAUAAGGGAGGUAAAUGCGUCCGAUGAUCGUAGUCCGGAUGCGUUCCGGUUGGUGCUGGAAAAUGGAACACAGAUGAAAUCGGUAUUGAACGAGGAAAACCGACCGAACUGUAUCGUGCUCGAUGAAAUCGAUGGUGCACCGGUAGCGGCCAUUGAGUUUUUGCUACGAUUUAUAGCAGGCACCGCUGGUUUACCGCAGAAAUCCGGAGGUCCAAAGAAAGUGGGCAAAGCUGGUCGCGAUAAAUUUGUGCUGAAGCGUCCGAUUAUCUGCAUUUGUAACGAUAUGUAUGCACCGGCACUGCGACAGUUGCGACAGGUUGCAUAUGUGGUGAACUUUCCACCAACGGAAUGUGCUCGACUAGCGGAACGCUUGCUCGUGAUUGCGAAAAAGGAACAGAUAACAACAGAUCUUACCUCGAUGCUGGCGCUGGCAGAAAAGACCGGAAACGAUGUACGGGCCUGCCUUUCGAUGUUGCAGUUCUUCGCCUGCAUGAAAAAACCGAUCCGACUCACGGACGUACUCAAGUGUAACGUUGGCCAAAAGGAUCGUCAUAAAGGACUCUUCAGCAUAUGGUCAUCAAUAUUCCAGAUAACACGUCCAAAGAAAACGAUUACCUUUGAUCCGAACGCCACAGUCACAGAAAUGGUUACGCUAACCGAUAUGUCCGCCUCGACGCGUAUGUCCAACGUACUUCAGGUCGUCACAAUGGCCGGUGACUAUGAACGACUAAUGCAGGGUGUGUACGAAAACUAUCUGCAUCAAAAGAUGCCCGAUGCGGACAUGUGCGGUGUGGCCGAGGCAACGGAAUGGUUUAGCUUCAACGAUCGGUUACAGCGUACGGUGAAUCAGCUACAGAACUACGCCAUCUAUCCGUAUCUAGCGUACGCGUUCGUUAUGUGGCACUACCUGUUUGCAACGCUCGCCUGGCCAAAAAUCAAUUUUCCCAGCAAGGGCUUCGAACAUUCGCAAAAACUGGCCAGUACAAAGUUGAUUCUAACCGGACUGCGGAAAGGAUUGUCCGCACAAAUGAAAGGCAUUGGCGAGGGUGCAGCGGUGCUAAUCGAUACGAUACCGAUGCUGAAGCGUGUCAUCAAUCCGUCCCUGCGAUCGGUUUCUCUGCAGCUUCUAUCCCAGAAAGAAAAAUCCGACCUCACGCACACGGUGCAAGUGAUGGCUGAUUUUGGGCUGAACUACAUCCAGCUUAAAACGCCCGAAGGAACGUAUCAAUAUCAGCUGAAUCCGGAUCUUGAUCAGUUGUGCUGCUUCAGCGGAACGGCCGGCCAAAGCUCCACCUACUUCGGCAAGCAGAUCGUGGCACGUGAGGUCGAGCUGGAGCAAAUGCGUCGAGCACAACCGAAACUGUUGGUAGCGGGAAAGAACGCUGGCACUGCCGCUAGUACCAGCUCCUCCAGCACGAAAGUUAGCUCCAGCAAAGCUUUAUCAAACGGUGGACACAAAGAGAAUGCAGUACCGCCGAUGGAGAAGCCAAGCAGGGCCGCCUCAACGUCAUCGCAUGAGCUGCCAAAUCAUCUGCGCACACUGAAGCCGAAGCAAAUUGUGCAGAAAACGAAGCAAGUGAUUUCGAAGGACUUUUUCGGGCGGAUCUGCACAAAGGAAACGGCACUGUCGGUGAAGGAGGGUGGAACUGAUGCGAUUGUAAAGAGUCCAAUUUGGUACCGGUACAAGGAAGGAUACAACAACGCAGUACGUAAAGAUGUAACUCUACAAGACUUAAUGUGAAGUGAA
Molecule: messenger RNA, 3037 nt
Organism: Anopheles maculipalpis
Lineage: Eukaryota; Metazoa; Arthropoda; Insecta; Diptera; Culicidae
Gene: cutlet
Product: chromosome transmission fidelity protein 18 homolog
Exons: 9
Coding region: 17-3031 (1004 amino acids)
Molecular function (GO): ATP hydrolysis activity; ATP binding
Source: RefSeq, a predicted model, not a curated record